Protopolystoma xenopodis is the source of this 1599-nucleotide messenger RNA. The record is from the annotation of a GenBank genome assembly. NCBI's taxonomy places the organism in Eukaryota, Metazoa, Platyhelminthes, Monogenea, Polystomatidea, Polystomatidae.
AUGCUAGACAACGAGCUAGAAGUAAUGGAAAAUUCAAAAGUUUCUUCAGGAGUGCCUCUUGACCUGACCCUAAAGUCUAUAAUCCAAAUCGCCCCCACGCAUUUAUCUGCAAGACACGGAAUUCAGAUCCAGAAUGGGGUUAAAAGCCAGGAAGAAAUGCCUACACAGUAUGAGGCAACUUAUCUCAAAGAUAACCAAAGUGAAGUAGGCUUGAGUAUCAUGUCUUUAACACCUUUACUCGUACAGUCUGCGCCACCUCGGCUUACAGUUUCAGCUAAUCCCAAUUCUGAAAAAAACAGGAUGGAUGUAACAUCUAUAGAUGACCUUGUAACUUAUAAUGCCCCUGAUCUUAGUAACAGUAACUUACCAAACCCACAUCUAGUUCAAAAGGAAGACUAUGGACGCAUAAUUUUUCCUCAGGAUCAUGCUAGUCAAUUGGCAAUAAAAACAGAGUAUUCGCAGGAAGAACUAGUUGGCUCCAACUCAAGACACGGUGCGGUAUCUUCAGAUACUCCUGGCUUGUCGAAACUAAAUAUAGGUUCUGAUGAUAACUUAUCAGGCUCUGAGACUCUGGCAGGCCAACAUGAGUUCUGGAGAAUGAGGAACAUGGAUGUGGCAGAAGAAACUAAAACAGUUGCGAGAUCCCAUAUCGAAGACAUAGCCUCUACUCACUUACUUAGUCGUCCAAUUUCAGACGUAGAAACCAAAUUUACUGAUGAUCUAAGUACCGUAUUGACAGACUCAGCUCUACUUGGAUACAAAGAGGUUGGACAACAAGUUCAAGAAACAAGAGCUGCAUCGCCAUUACUCGAAACUAUGGAGGAAUGUGAUAGACUUAAUAAUCUAAUCCUGAAAGAUGGAGAACUCGAAAUUAUCACGAAGACUACAACUGAAAUUAUCGCACGGCCUACAAAGACUGUAACUGCAACUUCAACUAAAAAUAGUCCCUUAUUUGUUAAACACUCGGAGUGUAGUUUCACCCUAAAACCCAAAGAAGAGUCAACGAUAGAUGUCUGCCAGUUUCAACCGCAAAUCAAUAAAGAAAAACUUUUAAAUUCUCAGGAAUUAUCGAAUCAAGUGGAAGUUUCCAAGAUGAGAGACACAAUUUUAGAUCCGGAACGUCGUCCGCUAUCACUUAAUACGACCAUAACUUGGCCAUCCAGUAAUUACCAUCAAAAAUACACUAAUUCCACUCCUGAUAGACCUGUUCAGUCCUUAAUGGAGACAGUCGAUUUGGCCUCAUUCGACGCUUUACACAUACCUUUAAACUCGGAUCUUCAGAUAUGUGAGAGCCGGCACGUGCUUGCUUCCAAAGAGAAAAAGGCAAAGACCACGGUCUGUCCUAGCCCGAUGUAUUCAUCUUCCGUAGCUGCCAUGACAGGUGCGCCUCAGUUGACUGGUCAUCGCCCAUAUAUGGAAAAAAAUUCAUUUCUACUCUUUCCUUCAAUCCUAUUUGAUUACCAAGGUCAGCCAUUUUUGUACGAUUUAAAGCGGAUAAAUUCAAAGGAACGCAAAAAACGAGAUAAAGCAACACUAGGAACUUUGGAUGCAAUGAUUAGAGACACAUUACAAACAGUACGACAUCAUCGUCUGGCCUAG